Nelumbo nucifera (sacred lotus) is the source of this 1110-nucleotide messenger RNA. RefSeq names its product multiple organellar RNA editing factor 3, mitochondrial-like. NCBI's taxonomy places the organism in Eukaryota, Viridiplantae, Streptophyta, Magnoliopsida, Proteales, Nelumbonaceae. The record is from RefSeq and is a predicted model, not a curated record. Gene Ontology annotation, biological process: cytidine to uridine editing; mitochondrial mRNA modification. Gene Ontology annotation, cellular component: mitochondrion.
CCGUCAGACGCACACGCGCGUGCGUACACGAAGGAGUCGGGUGUUGAGAAAGAAAAACUGAAAACCCUCGGCCUCAAUAGACAGAACAGAAGCUGAAGAAGGGUGACCGCGCAGGUAAACGGGAUAGCAGGGAAAGCUAAUAUGGCGCACUUGACGCGGCGAAGUCUUACAUCUCUUCUCUCUCGAACUCUUAAAUCCUCAUCGUCGUUGUCUUCUGUUCGUUCUCGGUUCCCACUGGCAGUGCUCGACAAGCAGCAACAGUUACUCUCUCCCGAGCCAAGAACAAUUUUGACUAGGUCGAAAACAUCUGGGUCGGGGUAUUCGCCCUUGAACGACCCUUCUCCGAACUGGAGCAACAGACCCCCUAAAGAGACAAUCCUCCUCGACGGCUGCGACUAUGAGCAUUGGCUCAUCGUCAUGGAAUUCCCCAACGACCCUAAACCCUCCGAAGACGAGAUGAUUGCCACAUACGUCAAGACCCUGACCGCAAUCGUUGGAAGCGAAGAGGAGGCGAAGAAGAAAAUCUAUUCGGUUUGCACGACUACUUAUACGGGCUUCGGUGCUCUGAUAUCGGAAGAGCUCUCUUACAAAGUUAAAGGGCUACCUGGUGUUCUUUGGGUAUUGCCGGAUUCAUACCUUGAUGUGCCGAACAAAGAUUAUGGAGGGGAUUUAUUUAUCGAUGGAAAAGUCAUUCAUAGACCACAGUUCUGGUUCAACGAGAGACAACAAACCAGAAGCAGACCUCGACCACGAUAUGAUAGACGCCGUGAAACAAUGCAGGUUGAAAGAAGAGAACCAAUGCAAAGAAACAGCUGGGCACAAGAUCGGAGAGAACCUACAAAUCAACCAGCACAUGAUCCAUUGCAGAGUGAGUCACUAAAUCAAUGAGACUUCAGAAGAGCACUGCAUGAGGUUUCACUAUUGGCUUACCAAAGUGGUGAACUUAGAGAAUUGAAUUAAGAUUCGAAAAAUUUGUAACUUUUGAUUUAUUGACGAGGGUCUCCCUUGCAUUACGAACUGUACUUCAUGAAGAUUGUGGAACAUAAAUGUAGCAUGACAUUAUUUUUUCUAGGAUGGUCAGAAUUGUGAAUAUUCUGUAGAUCUUUUCUA